GCCAAUUCCUAGCCAACAUGUCCGGUACCACAGUGGAGGAAGAUGCGAUCGACGAGAUCCUUUACCUAUCGCGCGUGAACGAGGUUACUGAACUCGCGGCAUACAUCUCACAGCUCUCGCAACAGACAAAACACUCAAAGCCCGACUUAGUCGCCGCGGCGGUAGACCCAUAUUCGAAGAAUAGCGCGCUGCACUAUGCCGCGGCUAACGGACAUAUAGACGUUAUCAAGCUCCUGCUCUCCUUCAACACGGACAAGGCUACGACGUCUGCGCCGGGGCUUAUCAACGCGGCGAAUGAUGCGGGAAACACGGCUCUCCAUUGGGCAGCGCUGAACGGACACCUCGGAUGCGUGAAACUGCUCGUGCAGUCCGGCGCCGACGUUACAAUCAUCAACAAGGCGGGGCACGACGCGGUGUUUGAGGCGGAGAUCAAUGACAAGAAAGAGGUAGUGGAGUGGCUACUUGGAGCUGUGGAGGACUUGGAGAAGGGGAUAGGUCAGACUGGAGGAAGCUCUGCGGACGGUGACCAGGAGGGUGGUGACGCCAUGGAGGAGACGGACAAGAACACCACGUCUAACGGGGCGAGUGCGACUGGCGUUGAGGAUCUGAGGAAGGGUAUGGAAGGGCUGGAGACUGGAAACGGGACCUCGCAGGGUGGGUGAGCAAGAGAAGGAUGGCCGCAAUUAAAGAUAUAUUGCUGACAGUCCUUGCGACCUGCGAGGACAUGCGCUCUGCCGGAGGCUCAACAUGUGAGAUAUAGUAGCCGGAAUACGGGCAGCCAUGGCCACGUGGAAGGGGUCAUUAUCUGGCAAGAUCUGCUCUCCCAGGAUCGGGGUCCACGACGAAACGCGUCUCCUGCAGCGUCGAGGAAACCGGAAGAACUUCACCCAGAAAGGGUCUGCGGCACAGCUUAAAAUGAUUACUAUCCUACACUGCUCUGCUACAUUGUCCAAAUGCCGGAUAACCUGGUACCGCCGACGGCUUUUGUGAGUGACGGUACUCAGAUACAGAAUUAAAUCGAUCAUCUCCGGUCGCGUUGCCU
Messenger RNA from Trematosphaeria pertusa, 1042 nucleotides. RefSeq names its product ankyrin. Gene Ontology annotation, molecular function: protein binding. The record is from RefSeq and is a predicted model, not a curated record. Bases 18 to 662 code for a protein of 214 amino acids. Lineage: Eukaryota; Fungi; Ascomycota; Dothideomycetes; Pleosporales; Trematosphaeriaceae. The transcript has 2 exons.